GUUUUUGGCUGGGUCUCCUGAUGCACGUCUGGUCAACAGUUUGUGUUCAUCAUUUUGAUUGAAAGAAAUAGGAAAUCGUCGGUACGCCUAUGUUCUCGCUUUAAUUAUUGAUUAGUUAUCUUUUCAACUGAUUUAGUAACGGCACAUCAUUGGCUGUGCGUUUGAUCGGCCAAACUUGUUAGAAAAUUGAAAAUCUGACCUUUGCCAAGUUGUUUUCUUUGCUGUCCGACUACCACACUCGCGCAGAUGAUAGACGGUGAUUCGGAUCUAUCACCAUUCGAUCAACAGCAGGAGGUGGGAGGUCUCAUCAAUCAAACAAAGAGUGACUCUAAAACAGCUAGCGCUCCCUUCGCCUGGUGAGUCCACGGGUUCGUUUAAGUACAAGCAACAUCGGGAAAGUGAUUGUUAAUGGUCGAUCAGCCGGUAGAUUCGCUCGGGUAAGGUGAUCGCCGUUCAUUAAGGAGUUGCAGCCGGAGGAAAGGAUAACCUGGUCAGUUCAACCGCAGUUUCUUGAUCAGGCCCAAGUAGGAAUAUUCGAAAAUGAGGUUCUUCACCAUGUACGAUAGCUUGGCUUGUCACCUAAUCGUGUUGGUCAUGUUAUCUGUUCUCGCCGCAAUAAACGAUGGAGCUAUCAUCAAAGAAAAGGUCUUGGAAAGGUCUACUACACAGGGCAGACAGAAACGAAAUCAACAAUCGGGUGGUUUCCUGGACUUUCAUGACUUCAUUAGCAGUACUGGUGGGCAAAUCAGCGCGGAUGACGUCCACACGCCGUCACCAAUCAGCGAGGACGAUGCAGAUUGUUUCAUUGAAGUUGAGAGAAUAGAGGUCAAACCGGGUAAAUGCAAGACCAUCGGGCGAGCAGGGGUCAGGGUGUGCAGCGCAGGAGAAUACCUGUCUAUCAACGAUCCCCAAUGCGAAGGAAGACCGUGAAUAGGCGAAAGUAUCGCAGCACACUCAUGUGAGGGUGUUCAAAUCUGUCAGUGGAAGCGUGUUUUUUUUCUCUUAGAAAAUAAUAACCGCAAAGACAAUGACCUGUUGUAGUAUAGGUCUAGUUGGGUGGCGUAUUUUGGAAAUGACAUACUCUAGGACUGAUAUCCUGCUGCUGUGUGAACGUUAUCUACCUCUUUACUAGAUUAUUAAUGGACCACUUUCCUUCUGUACAAUUAACUGGCGUUUUGGCUCCUGCCAAGUUACCUUUAAGAGGCACUUAUGUCAUCCUGGUUGUCCGUGGUUGUGCUGGUUGUGACGACACCAAAAUGUGCAGUGCCAGUAUAUCAACCUGGUGUACGGUUUUACGACCAUGUUCCGCCAUAAACCAAGUUAUUCUGCAUAUUAUUGCGUCCAAGAUUGUUAUCAUUUGAGAGCUCAGAGAAUUUUGAUGCAUAAUGUCUGGGCCAUAGUGGCUUUAACUGGUUCGCCAGUUAGCCAGUAUGAAAGAGUUGACAAAAUGCAAACUGUAAUUUAUUUACACCUUAUAUACGACAAUGGCAGAAGAUUGGAUGCUGGCACAACCUGUCCAACUUUGGCUGACUGCUAAACCACCCCAACUGCCCGGCCCGACAUCUGAAUCUCUUUAAAUUUGAGCUGGUGACGUACGCGCUGUUAUCCAUGUGCCAAGGGCCGAAGACUUUAUAAAUUGCUUAUAUAAGUAUUCACUGCUAGUAGAUGUACAUGACCUUACAAAUUGAAAAUAUUACACCUACAAUAAUUCA
Lineus longissimus is the source of this 1712-nucleotide messenger RNA. RefSeq lists its product as uncharacterized. The record is from RefSeq and is a predicted model, not a curated record. Lineage: Eukaryota; Metazoa; Nemertea; Pilidiophora; Heteronemertea; Lineidae. The transcript has 4 exons. The coding region runs from base 541 to 930 and encodes 129 amino acids.